Wyeomyia smithii (pitcher-plant mosquito) is the source of this 3636-nucleotide messenger RNA. Its product is annotated as CTD small phosphatase-like protein 2. The record is from RefSeq and is a predicted model, not a curated record. Bases 316 to 2439 code for a protein of 707 amino acids. The transcript is spliced from 7 exons. Lineage: Eukaryota; Metazoa; Arthropoda; Insecta; Diptera; Culicidae. Gene Ontology annotation, molecular function: phosphoprotein phosphatase activity.
UGAUGUCAAAUGCGUAGCCAUUUUAGAAAAUCAAAACAGUGAAAAUUUCGGUAUUCCGGAGCUCUGUGCAUUAAAAGUUUUAUUUUUUGCGCUAGUUUAUAACAGAAGUUUAAAAAAAUGUUUUAGUUGUAUGGAAAUUGACCACAUUAACAGAUUUUCCUAUGGAGAAAGUUUAUGCCUGGUUCACAAGUGCACAACUAUAGAUCCGUAUUAGGUUGACUCAUAAGCCAAGAAAUUCGAUAAAACUUUAUCCAGUAGUCUAUUUCUACUACUAUUGUAGUACCUACGCGUAAUAUCUUGUUUAUUGCUUUUAUUAUGUGGCUACGAAGCGAAACUAGGGACAGGCGUUUGCGUUCUAGCGCUGCACGGAUGGCAGUCGCUAGUAAAAAAUAUGUCAAGAUUCAACAAAAACCAAAACGUACUCCUUCGGAUGCAAUUCAUCCACGGCGCAGUUUUCAGCUGCAAACUGGACGUGUAUCCGCUCGAAGUAAAUCAAUCGCAACCUCAGUUACGCUUACUUCAACCACCACCAUCGCAACACGUACUUCAACACGCAGUGCUACUCUCCGAACCAGUCCAAAACGUUCACUUAAAGCGAACCGAAGAAUUAAACCACCAUCAGCCCUGACUACUGUCGUUGAUGCAAUUCCUGAGGAUUGUAAAGAAAAUUGCUGGCAAGAUAGUAAUGAUCUCACACUUUUUGAUGCCACUGUCAACCUAAAAAAUCAAUACGAAACUACCAAUCAUUAUUCUAAGAAAGCAACAGAUGAGAUUGGUUUGGCAGAUGACUGUUUGAAUCAGUUUGGGGUGAUCAGUUACGAUUCGAUGAAAUCUGCAACUAUUACUGCAAGCAACGUUGUUUGCCAAGCUCAGUCCGUAGAUUCGCUAAAAUCAAAAUGCAUUACCGAAUGCGAUAGCACCACUGAUGCGAUUGACUGUGAUGGAAGCUAUCCAUCAACAUCUGGUUUUGUCAAUCGACGUUCUAAAAACCUCCUCGAGUGCACAUCUGCUCCUCCACUUCCGUCGCAGGAUAUUAUUCCAGAAGUGGAUUCAACAACCGAUACGAUUCCUGACACAACCAAUGAAUUAGUUUCGGUUACGAAUAAGAUCAUUUCCUCUUUUCCACUGUCUGGUUCAUCAUCGUCUUCGUCGUCAAGUUCAUCUUCAUCGUCGUCGUUAUCCUCAACGUUUCAGCCAACCGGGUACAGCAGCUGUUCAUCUAUUUCUGGUUCAGAAGAGUUAACCGCUUCUAGCAGUUAUUUGCCGAAUGGUACAGCUUCUGAUUUGAUCUCUAUGUUCGAUGACGAACAUUACAAAAGCACGACAGAUCUUUGUCAGUAUACCGAAUUUCCACCAUAUAACACGUUACUCACCCAAGCGCUGCUCAGUUGCGGCGAUGUAUCCAGUCUUAAUCUGGGGUGUAGUCAGGUGUUGGCGGACAACAUCACCACAGGAAUGAACGAUUCUGUUUUCUUGUCAUCGAUUAAUCCAACAGCAAUAGAAAAUUUAAAGGCAUUGACCAAUUUUCAGAAUAUGGGCGUUGUUGAUGAAGCGGGACCAAGCUCAACUGGUUCUUAUUUAACCGAGAUAGGAGUGCGUAGUAAUGUAACAUCGAACUUUUCUGGUGUUCAUGAUGUCGGUAGGUCUGAGGCAGAAUCAUUAAUUCAUAAUAUUGAAUGUAACCAAACAAUCCAAAUGUGCGGUGAUGAAGGUGAAUCGGGAAUGCAAUUGGAGACUGACGAGUGCAUGGAAAUUGAGGAAACCAGUGACAGCCAGCACGAACAUCUCGCCUGGGAGACGUUUGAUCCAUAUGUAUUUAUUAAACAUUUACCUCCGUUGACGUGUGAAAUGCGCUCUAAAUGUCCUGCAUUGCCAUUGAAAACUCGUUCCAGUCCGGAGUUCAGUUUAGUUCUCGAUCUCGAUGAAACAUUGGUGCACUGUAGUUUGGAGGAACUAUCAGAUGCUAGUUUUAAAUUUCCGGUGCUGUUUCAGGAGCGCAAAUACAUGGUGUUUGUACGAACGAGGCCGUUUUUCCGCGAGUUUCUCGAAAAGGUUUCACAGCUCUUUGAGGUGAUUCUGUUCACCGCUUCUAAGCGAGUUUACGCUGAUAAGCUGCUCAAUCUGCUGGAUCCAGAGCGACGGCUUAUAAAGUAUCGUCUAUUUCGUGAACAUUGUGUGCUAGUCAACGGAAACUAUAUCAAAGAUUUGACCAUUCUCGGCCGCGAUCUCUCAAAAACAAUUAUUAUUGACAAUUCACCGCAAGCAUUUGGUUAUCAACUCGAGAAUGGAAUUCCGAUUGAAAGUUGGUUUAUGGAUCAAAGUGAUUCAGAAUUGAUGAAAAUAUUACCUUUCUUGGAAAGAUUGGUUGAAAUGAGACAAGACGUACGGCCUCAUAUCCGCGAGAAAUAUCGCCUAUUUUCAUAUUUACCUCCCGAUUAAGUAAAAAAUUAUGGCAUAUUACUAUGGCGAUUAGUUCAAACACAAAACGGAAUCUUUAAUAGACAUGUUAAUUUUCUGCUGUUUCCUUACACUAUAUGCAAAGUGUAAACCCAUACCGAAACUUAAACAAAUCGACUAGAUAAAACAAAAUACAUAAACAUACACAUCUAGAAAAGGUACACCAAACAUCAAGACAAACAAAUCAUUAAAAUACUUGUAGGAUUUAAUCGUCGAAAUACAGAACAACAGAAAAUAAAUAAAAUAACAACCGUACGAUAUAGAUUAACUUUAGAAUAUGAGACGAUUGCCAGAAAUCGAGCAAACUAAAACUCACAUUGAUUCUAUUUGUAAAUGUUACUGUUUUUACUUAGUUGCUGCCCUAGUGGAUUUAGAAUCCCCAAACGCAUUAAGAAAAAAUAAGUUAACUACAAACUAACGUUGGCGUAGAUGGCAAUACGAUAUACCUACUGUUUAUUCGAUAGAAUCAGAAAAUUUGCAUAGAAUCGUAGCGAUUAGAUUGGCUGAGAGGGCAUACUGAAAAAUUAAAAGCGCGUAACAGUAAAUUUCACAUUAAUGUUUUGAAACUGGUGAAGAUAUAUUAUUGUUUAUAUUGUCCUUUACAGAAUGAAUAAUUAUUGUUAUAAAUAAUUUGAUAUUAUUUUUAUUUAUUGAUAAAAUAUGCAUGUAUCUUUAUUGUAUAUGAUUAUUUUUUAGGUGACUAAAUUAUACAUUGUUCUAGUGUGUAUAGUAAACGCUAAUAUAAAAUAUGAAUUCAAACAGUUGGAUGAUCUUUUUAACACUAUCUAUUGCCGCCGUAAUAAACAGAAACUGCUUGUUUCAAUAACUUUUUCUUUGAUACGUUGAACUCCCAUGAGCUUAAGAUUUCAAUGUCAUACUCUCAUUUUUUACAUUCUACUUGCACAUUCGAGGCGUUAUAGAUGAGGUAUUCAAUUGACAAUCCACUUCAGCUGUUUCAGUAACGUUUCAUAAAACGUUAUACACUUGCUUACAAUAUAGAAAGUCUUGUUGUAGACUAAUGAAAAUAUUCGAGCAUCGCAUUUCAAGCAGCUUUUGAAGCUAAUUCGUGAAAAGUAGUGUUAUUUUGUGCAAUGAUGCGAUCAAAAAAGGUAUGUUAAUGGUUAUCAAUUCAGAAUACGGAAAAUCAUAUUUAACAUUAAAGUCGGAAGUGAAAAAUAA